AUGAACUGGCUUCGGAGUGUGUGGACCCAGCUGGUUCGAGGCGUCCACUACGUGCCGCGGGGGCGCAAGUACCCCGACGUCAACGUCAACGAUGUCGAGAUGAACCCGCCGCGCUACGGGUUCCGCCGCCAGCGGGCGCCGUUGCUCUCGCAGCUGCCGACGAAGACGCUAUUCCCGCUGGAAGAGAUCCGCCAGCGCUACCAGCAACAGAACCAGCCGGUGCCGAUCAAGUUCCGUCUGCGGUCGGACGAGAUCGCCCGGCGCAACUACGAGCGGUUCCAGGACGAGAUCGCCACCGGGAAGCCCCACUUCCGCGUCGGUGAAAAGUCGGUGUAUUUCCCCAAGGCGAGAGUGUGUCUUUUGCGCCCUAACGCCAAGCACCUGCCGUACCAGGCGAAGUUCUUGGUGCCCCGUAACUUCAACAAGAUGGACUUGAGGGACUACUUGUGGCACGUGUACGGGUUGCGGGCGUUGAACGUCACCGUCCAGUUGUUGCACGCCAAGUGGCAGCGCGGCGGCGACGACUACGGGCGCUACCGCGGCCCCCAGUUCAAGAAGAUGACGGUGGACAUGGCCGAGCCGUUUGUGUGGCCGGAAGUCGACCCCGAGAUCGUCGCCGAAGGUAAACAGGAACACGAGCAGGAGAUGAAGGCGAUCUUGGAAAAGAACCGUGUCGGCGCCGACUCGCUUAAACCCAAGGAGGCGUUUGACGGGUUAUACGACGAGGUGAGAUUGCCGCAACAGUUUGUCCCUAAACACAAGCAACCUAAGAUGAAGAAAAGAGUGGCGGAGAUGGCGAAGUUGAUGGACAUGCGCGCCGACCGCGACGCCGUCGAGCAGUAUUUGAACUUGUAA
Molecule: messenger RNA, 855 nt
Organism: Diutina rugosa
Lineage: Eukaryota; Fungi; Ascomycota; Pichiomycetes; Serinales; Debaryomycetaceae
Gene: MRP20
Product: mitochondrial 54S ribosomal protein uL23m
Exons: 1
Coding region: 1-855 (284 amino acids)
Biological process (GO): mitochondrial translation
Cellular component (GO): ribosome; mitochondrial large ribosomal subunit
Molecular function (GO): structural constituent of ribosome
Source: RefSeq, a predicted model, not a curated record